CGGAUCAAGUGGCCGCGGGCACUGUGCCGAAUAAAUCUCCCGAUCGAGAGAGCGCCCGAGAUCCCUUCCCUCCUCCAGAGUCCAGACCCCACUCUUCCCGCCCGCGCACGCGCAGUUGGUGCGUCAUGUCCGUGGCUGCCUGCCUCUGCCUGCCUUCCUUCCUCCUUGGCCUGCUGGCCUAGCUUCCCCUUCACCCCAAAGGCACCAACCAGUGGUGGUGGUGGUGGUGGUGGCAGCAGCAGCAGCCCCAGCCGGCAGGAGGAGGACCUGCGCAUCAUCGGGAGCCCGGGAAUCUAGAGGGUGAGAGUGGGCGAGGAACGAAAAGCCGCGGCAGAUAGAGAGACUUGCUCUGGACAAAAGCGAGAGCGACUGCCGCGGGAGCAGGAGGAGGAGAGAGGCCGGGACCAUCGCUUGGUGCCUCCUUCAAGUUCUUGGGGGGCUGACUGCGAUCAUGAGCUCUCGGCGAGUGAGGAGCAGCUAGUAGGGCCCUGACGAGCCUCCGACAGCGCUGAGGCCCAGAGAGAGCCGCGCUGCCCCUGGGGUCGGUCGUCGAGAGAGAAAGAGAGAUAGAGAGAGGGGAACAGAGAGUGAUUGGGAAAGAGAUCGAUGAAGAUGAGCUUCAACAAGAGCAGCGGCAGCAGGGGCUGGGGGCAGGGAGCGGCUGCAGGAGGAGGAGGAGACGAGCUGGUGCUGCGAGGCUCCAUCUCCAAGAAGUGGACCUUCCUCCUCUGCUUCGGCAGCUUCUGCAUCGGCCUGCUCUUCACCAACAGGAUGUGGACGGUGCCGGAGCCGAAGGAGAUCAUCAGAAGGUCGACGUUGGAGGUGGAGAAGAUGAGCCUUGUCGACGGCGACUGCGCUCCGAAAAGCGCCGGCGAUGCAAGAGACGUUCCCGGAGAGGUUCCAAGAACUCAAGAUGUCAUCCAGACGCUGGACAGGACGAUCUCGAACCUGGAGAUGGAGCUAGCGUCCGCGAAGGCGACGCAGGAGUCCAUGCUCCACGGCGCCGCCGGCGCCCCGGUGCCCGAGCCCACGGGGAAGCGGAAGCACUUCAUGGUCGUCGGCGUAAACACCGCGUUCAGCAGCCGGAAGAGGAGAGACUCGGUCCGCGCGACAUGGAUGCCUCAAGGCGAGAAGAGGAGGACGAUGGAGGAAGAGAAGGGCAUCGUCAUUCGGUUCGUCAUCGGCCACAGCGCGACUCCCGGCGGCAUACUUGACCGAGCGAUCGACGCGGAGGACAGGAAGCACGGGGACUUCAUGAGGCUGGACCACGUGGAAGGGUACCUGGAGCUGGCGGCGAAGACCAAGGCGUACUUCGUGGCGGCCGUGUCCACGUGGGACGCGGAGUACUACGUCAAGGUAGACGACGACGUGCAUGUGAACAUAGCGACUCUUGGAAACACGCUGGCGAGGCACCGCUCCAAGCCGCGAGCUUACGUUGGCUGCAUGAAAUCUGGCCCCGUGCUAGCCCAGAAGGGCGUGAGGUACCACGAGCCUGAGUACUGGAAAUUCGGCGAGUGGGGGAACAGGUACUUCCGCCACGCCUCCGGUCAGCUGUACGCCAUCUCCAAGGACCUGGCCUCCUACAUAGCACUCAACCAGCAUGUCCUGCACAAAUACGCUAACGAAGACGUGUCCCUGGGAUCCUGGUUCAUCGGACUGGACGUCGAGCACGUCGACGACCGCCGCCUUUGCUGCGGCACGCCACCAGAUUGCGAGUGGAAGGCGCAGGCGGGGAACGCGUGCGUCGCCUCCUUCGACUGGAGCUGCAGCGGCAUCUGCAAAUCCGCUGACCGGAUCAAGGAGGUCCAUCAGCGCUGCGGCGAGAGCGAGAACGCGAUUUGGAAUGCAGAGUUUUAGGCCCCAGAUAAAUCGCACGCUUUUUUACAAGGAAAGCACGUACAUACAUACGUACGUAUACAAGGGGACAACAAAAAAAACAGGGCUCAACAGUGUGUGCCUGGCUGCCACCGAAGGCUCACUCUGCUUUGCAAGUGCAGGACCAGACUGAAGGGCUUCAGAUCGAGAGGGGCAAUGUACACCCAAGUGUACAUGCGUUAUGGUAGACACAAGGGGUGUAUGUUUUUUUUUUGGGGGGGGAGGGGGGGUGUUUUUGGAUUAGGAAUUGGAUUAUUGUAAGGGGAUUUUUUCUUUUUCUAUUUUGGUGCUCGAAAAGAUCCCACGUUUUUUUUACUGAUAUAAAGACAAGCUAGGAGAGGAUCAUGAUGAGGAAGAGAGAGAGUGAAAGGAGUGGGAGACUGGGCAUCUCCCCCCACCAUUCUUGGCGAGAUCCUCAUCGAUGUUACUGGUUGGUUUCAAAUAACAUACUGUAAUAAAUUUCUUCUCCAAAGUAACUGAAUUGUCAGCGUUCUUCUUUUUUUUUCAAA
Messenger RNA from Zea mays, 2384 nucleotides. RefSeq names its product putative beta-13-galactosyltransferase 4. Gene Ontology annotation, cellular component: Golgi membrane. NCBI's taxonomy places the organism in Eukaryota, Viridiplantae, Streptophyta, Magnoliopsida, Poales, Poaceae. The record is from RefSeq and is a predicted model, not a curated record. Gene Ontology annotation, molecular function: galactosyltransferase activity. Bases 607 to 1857 code for a protein of 416 amino acids. The transcript has 11 exons.